Glycine soja is the source of this 1262-nucleotide messenger RNA. RefSeq lists its product as uncharacterized. Lineage: Eukaryota; Viridiplantae; Streptophyta; Magnoliopsida; Fabales; Fabaceae. The transcript has 9 exons. The record is from RefSeq and is a predicted model, not a curated record. Bases 151 to 1044 code for a protein of 297 amino acids.
CAUCUAUAAAUACUCAUCAUUGCCUUAGCUUUUUUCCUCCCCCUCCUCCUUUCAUCUUUCAAUACAAUAUUGCUCUCUAAGCUUUGAUUCUUCUUAAUUCAUACCCUUCCCACACUCAUUCAUUGUUGUGCGUCUGGUUUUCUGCCUGAAAUGGAGUACAUGAACCAGAGACCAAAAUAUGAUUGCCUUCUUUUUGAUUUAGAUGAUACUUUGUAUCCACUAAGCACUGGUCUUGCAAAAGCAUGUGGCCAAAACAUUAAAGACUAUAUGGCCGAAAAGCUUGGCAUAGAGAAAAGCAAAAUUGAUGACUUGUCCAACCUCCUCUACAAGAACUAUGGAACAACUAUGGCUGGUUUAAGGGCAAUUGGAUAUGACUUUGACUACGAUGAAUAUCACAGUUUUGUUCAUGGGAGAUUACCUUAUGAGAAUUUGAAACCAGACCCAGUUCUGAGGAACCUCUUGCUGAGCCUACCCUAUAGGAGACUGAUCUUCACAAACUCAGACAAAGUCCAUGCAGUUAAGGCACUAAGCAGGCUAGGAUUAGAAGACUGCUUUGAAGGAAUCAUAUGCUUUGAGACCCUUAAUCCCAUCCACAAAAGCACUGUCUCUGAUGAUGAAGAUGACAUUGAAUUUGUGGGGGGUUCAGGCACAACCAAUCCAACCACAAAAAAAGAUGCUAGCAGCUUUCAAAUCUUUGACAUCAUUGGCCAUUUUGCUCAACCCAAUCCCCACACAGUUUUGCCAAAGACACCAAUUAUUUGCAAACCAUCAGAAAAUGCCAUUGAGUUGGCCCUCAAGAUAGCCAACCUUAAUCCACAAAGAACUUUGUUCUUUGAGGAUAGUGUCCGCAACACACAAGCUGGAAAACGUGUGGGUCUUCACACUGUGCUGGUUGGAAAAUCUCAGAGAAUUAAAGGAGCAGAUUAUGCAUUAGAAAGCAUCCACAACCUUAGGGAGGCAGUGCCAGAACUAUGGGAAGAUGACAUAAAAUCAGAAGUUGCUUAUCCUGGCAAGCUUGCUGUGGAGACAUCUGUGACUGCUUAGAUCAUUGAUGAACAAAAAAAUAAAAUAAAAAAAAUAAGAAAAAGAGAGAGAAAGAGAGAAGUCCUUUGUGAAUUUCCCGAGUUGGGAUGUAGUAAUUGUAUGUAGUUGAUGUAGAUGCUUUGAUCAUAUUACAAUUAUAAUAAAAUAAUAUGUGUAGUUGACGUAGAUGCUUUGAUAAGAUAAUAAUAAAAAAUUAAUAUAAAAUAUUAAAUUCUCCA